CCUGUGGUGGCGGAAGUAGAUGCUUCGUGGGGGCCGCCGGCGCUGAAAGGAACUUGGCCGGCAAAGAUGAUUCAAGCGAUUCUGGUUUUCAACAACCACGGGAAGCCGCGGCUGGUCCGCUUCUACCAGCGAUUCCCCGAAGAGAUUCAGCAGCAGAUUGUUCGGGAGACCUUCCAUCUAGUUCUCAAGCGAGAUGACAACAUCUGUAACUUCCUGGAAGGUGGAAGUUUGAUUGGUGGCUCUGACUACAAACUGAUCUACCGGCACUAUGCGACGCUCUACUUUGUGUUUUGUGUGGACUCGUCAGAGAGCGAGCUUGGAAUCUUGGACCUCAUCCAGGUUUUUGUCGAGACCCUGGAUAAGUGUUUUGAAAAUGUUUGUGAACUGGAUUUGAUCUUCCAUAUGGAUAAGGUGCACUACAUCCUUCAGGAGGUGGUGAUGGGCGGGAUGGUGCUGGAAACCAACAUGAAUGAAAUCGUGGCUCAGAUCGAAGCUCAAAACAGGCUGGAGAAGUCCGAGGGUGGCCUUUCAGCAGCCCCCGCCCGGGCCGUGUCCGCCGUGAAAAACAUCAACCUGCCGGAGAUUCCUCGGAACAUCAACAUUGGUGACCUCAACAUCAAAGUCCCCAACCUGUCCCAGUUUGUCUGAUGGUCCGCGGCUACUGGACUGGAGUCCUUGGAACCAGCCAAGCCAGCCCUGCCACAGAUCCCGUUCUGAGCCUUAGAAGGGUCGAGCCCCGGCCCUGACCCUGGCUGCCAUGGAGUGAGGGGGCGCCCUGGGUUCUCUGCUAGCAUGUGCUCGGGUCCCACGUGUGCCGCCUCGCCGGCCUCUGAAACGUGUGGUCACAGCAGAUGAGGGGGGAGGGCCUGGCCUCCACCGUGGGCUCAGCGUGCCCCAGCUGCUCGUACCUUUACCUCCCGCAUAUAGCCGCUUCCGGGGACGGGGCCCUGGACUGGGGCCCAGCUGCUCCCAAGAACCCACCACUGUCUGACGAGUCUUGUCCUUAGCGCCGCGAGGCUUCUGCGGUCCCGUAGUGUUCGCUUUGCUGUCGAGGUGCCGUAGCUGGUAAAGAGCCAGCCUUAGGGGUGCGGCGAGUGGCGCACGAGGGCAGACUUUUAUGAGAACAUGACUUGCCUGCUCGCUGUACUGGGGUCAUCACUCCCGUGUCCUGUAUCGGCACGCUGGCUGGCUGCCCCGCUGCCACGUCGGCGCACAGGGGGCGGGCUGAGCCGAGACCAUGGUGCGAGCUGCAGGUCACCCCCUGCCCCGAGGCCGUGUCUCCGGCACAGCCAGAGGGUCCCUCGGCAGAGGGGAGAGGCCCCGUGGAAGGUAAAGCUGACGACGUGCGUGACGCCGCAGAGCUGUGACUCUUUCCAGGUGUAAAAUACACUCUAAUGACAGGCGCGGACGGGUCAGUUGCUGUGUCAGAAAUGAUGCGUUUGCUCCGCGCCGGGAACCCGCUGCCACCUGCGCCCGCCUGCAGAGCGUGAGUGCCAGGAGCGCUCCUUCCAGAACGGCCCUUGGGAAGGCUGCAGACGCCAGAGGCGCCCCAGCCGAGACCUGUCCUCACUGUGGGAGGAACCCCUCCCUGUCCCCGCCAGGUGACGUCCGCCCACAGCUGGCUUUGGAAACCUGUAGAUGUUUCCCUGUGACGAGGGCCUGUCUGUGGUUCACGUAGAGUGAAAGCUGCUCCCGGAGUCGUGGCUCUUGCGGCACUGCCCUGGGGGCCAGGUCCCCAGUACCGUGUUGAGCUGCCUGUGGGUCAGGGAGCUCGCUGCGGCACUGUCACCACAGCGACACCUCCCCACCAGGGGGCUUCUCGUGCCUGCUGGCCGGGGCCCAGACCGCUGCAGUGUCCUGCCGCUGCUGCGGAGCCCGCGUGCGAUGGUGCUCCCCCCCGGCCUUCGGUGCUCGCUCGGUCAGAGCCUCCCCGAGAGCCUCCGAGCCGGGUGGGCGAGCAGGAGGGGCCCCGUCUGCCCGAAGGGGGACACGGAGGGCACUGCUGGCAUUCCUCUGAAGGGUUUGGGUUUUCUUCAGCAGACGCUUCUGCGCGUUCCCGUUCCUCUCUCACAUUUGCUCAGUGAGGACUCAGAAAGAAGGAGGAACACGGAUGGAAGGCGGUGUGAGCGAGACCUUCCCACGGGCCUCCCAGCAGACACCCUUGUCCCCACUGUGCCGGGAAAGUAAGGGACAGGUCCAGUCACCUGCUUUGCGUCACACGGGGCCAAGAACUGAGACUCUGCCUGCCUAAAUCCAGAGUCCCCUUUCACUGCUCAAGAUGGCUUCUUCCAACUUGAACCUGUCUGUUCUAGAGAAGGAAGCUGAGUCCCAGAGAGGUUGAUAGCUUCUCACAAACCCUGAUAAAACCAAACCUCUUUUGCUGGGGGGGGGGGGGGGGCAAUGACAACAUCCCAGAAGGCGUCCCCUGCUCCGCAGAGCUGAUGAGGAACCAGAGCCCAGUGUUAAGAGCUGUGUUGAGGGUCACGAAGCUAGAACCUGGUCAGUUUUCUUGAGUUUGUGGAUUUGUUUUGUGCUUUAAUGCCUUAGUGCAGGACCCCUGCGUCCCGGGUCUCCCAGGCCGGUCUGGCCUUCGAAUGUUUGAACCAUCAGAAACUGACGGUUUCUGGCUUCCGCUCUCCUCCCACAGGCCACUGCCUGGUCUCAGAGACUCUGACCAGUGAGCGUCCCGACCUCGUCCCUCAGUCUGCCUCUGCAAAGGGCCCAAAACGUCACCCUGGUUUUUUGUUUGGAAACGUCCGUCCUGUGGACGCGCCUCAGCAGUCGCGCCUCAGCUACUUGAGGCUGCCUGCGUCCGGCAAAGCCAGGAACUUUUUUUUUUCCCCAUAAGAGGAAAUCAUAGGCUUUUUUUGGAGGAGGGUGCAGAUGCUUGUGCUGAGAGACUCAGUUAUGGAAAUCGGGACUGGGCCUCCGUGAGAGUCUUCGGCCCCGGAUGAUUGAGACUGAGGGUUUCGGGAAGUGGGACAGAACCCUGGGUUUCCAGGGCUCACUGCCCCUAAUUAAAACCACAAAUUCUGUGGCGCGGUCUGUACAUGGCUGGUGCAUGCCAGGCUCGGUGCUGGGCACUGGAGAGAGAGAGCCGAGGCCCAGCUUCCACUGUCGUCUCUGCUGAGAACCUCAGAGUGCCCAGAUCAAGUGACCGGCAACCUGAACUUGUAGUGACUGGAGUUGGUGACCGUUCUAUGGGAUGUUUAAAGGACAAGAACCCAUUUGCCGCCGCAUCGUGCCCCACCGGGCCGUGCUCCAAACAGCCUUUGCUCAAGCCCCUGUAACACUCAGACCAGCUGGGAGGCCACCCAGCAUUCCGCACAGUUCUGCAGUCUGAUCGAGUUCAAGGUGCCAGCAGAGCACCUGUUUCAUAGGCUGCCAUCUUCUUGCUCUGUCCUCACGUGGCUGAGAGAUGAAGCUUUUUGUUCUGCAUCCCCUGUUAAGGGUGCCGGUCCCAACGUGGGGGCUCCACCCCGGACCCCAGACAAGUCUCAUCACCUCCCAAAGGCCCACCCCCCUCCAAAAACCAUCACAUCGGGGAUUAGUUUUCACCACGGGAGUCUGGGGGACACAGACACUCGUCCAUGGGGUGCCUGAUUACCUACCUUUCCUCUUGGCCUGCACAGCCCAUGCUUGCCGUGCUCAGGAUUAGUUCAGGGUAUCCUGAGUCUUCUCAAGUCCCUGUUAUUCAAGCUUCUGCCCCUUUCGGAGCCAGCCCUUCCUCGCCUCUGCCUCCCCUUCCUCGCCUCCGCCUCCCCAGGGCUGCCGGAGCCAAGUGCUCUCUGGCCCCAGCUCCACCGGAAACCAGGGGAGUGUGCCGGCUAAAUUCCUUCCCGUGGGCCGGUCCUUAGUAGGGCGUUUGCUUCGUGUAGCCGUCUGCCCAUGGCUUUCCGAAUAGGACGCAGCGGUGGUGCCUGAUGGUGAGAACUGGGGUGAAUGUGAAAGCCACGAUGGAGAGCCCCCCAAGUGUGAGAGGCCCGGGGCACUGUCGGCUCCCAGCGAACACCGCGGCCUUCUGCCUUCCCUGCCGCCUCCCUUGUCCCCCAGGGCCGCCUGUCCCUGUGCUGAGGACCCUGCUCACUGGCAGCCAUUGGCAGAGAUGCAGACAGGCUCCCUCUAAGGAAAUGGUUCCGUGAAAAUUAUUAAUCUUUUCCAUAAGACUGUGUACGUUCUUUCUUAUUCGAUGAAUUAAUGUUUUCAAAGAAAUACAUUCGUGUAGUUCAAAAUUUAAGGUAACAGAAGGCUGUUCAGCCGGAUUCCCACCGGGUUCCCACAUAUCACCGAGCCCCAUCCCCCGUGGCAACAAGUGUUUCCAAUUAAGAAAUAAAGUCCCUGGAUUUUUUAUCACCAAAA
Molecule: messenger RNA, 4359 nt
Organism: Suricata suricatta (meerkat)
Lineage: Eukaryota; Metazoa; Chordata; Mammalia; Carnivora; Herpestidae
Product: AP-3 complex subunit sigma-2
Exons: 6
Coding region: 67-648 (193 amino acids)
Biological process (GO): intracellular protein transport; Golgi to vacuole transport
Cellular component (GO): membrane coat; AP-3 adaptor complex; intracellular membrane-bounded organelle
Source: RefSeq, a predicted model, not a curated record